Messenger RNA from Schistosoma turkestanicum, 6204 nucleotides. The record is from the annotation of a GenBank genome assembly. Lineage: Eukaryota; Metazoa; Platyhelminthes; Trematoda; Strigeidida; Schistosomatidae.
AUGGAGGUUGUUGAAGUAUUCAGGGAAGUAAAUAAAGACUACGAUGAAUCAGAGUUGGAGAAAAAGUGUUCACUUAGAUCAAUGUUUUUGCAAGCUCUAGGAGGAAACUGUAUUAGUUUAUGGGAAGAUCUAAGCUUAUUCGUGGCUUCUAACGUAGAUUUUUUGCGAUCGGUAAAAGAUGAGGCUGAGUUCAAAUAUUUUGCCAACCUAUCAAUGAAGAUUCUUCAAAUUUUGCUCAACAAACAUCCUACAGACUUGUCAUCAAGCUCGAUGACACGUCUAAGAUCAAUUUUUGUUGAACUUUCUGAAGUAUUUUCGACGGUCUUGUAUACAGGAACCACAUUGUCAAACAUGUUGGAAAGUGGUGAACCGGUGGCUGCUUCACUUUUAACUUCAUGGGACUGUAGUGACAGUGAUCUUUGCAGUAGUUCUCUGUUCACAGAUGAAGAAUCAAACGAUGAACCACAUUAUAUAUUUAGUACAUUUGGUAUACUGGCAGUUACCGAAACUGAACAGGAGCAUUUAAAUCUCACAGAAUGGUUUUCAGAAGCAGUUUUAUGUGAAAUUUUAAUGAAAAAUUCUGCAUUUCGUUACCUUUCAGCUUGGAAAUCUUUUGUUACCUGGCGCCAAAUUAUGAACAGAAGGAAAUUCAGGAGAAUAAAUAGUUUUUUAUCAAAUAAUUGCCUGAUCGUAAAUCCUGUAUAUGCUCGAUUAUUUCAAGUUGUUCAAAGCCCGUUGAAUAUAGUACAAUUUUGUGCUGAAAUUAACCGGAAUCUACGUUACAAUACUGUUUUAAUGUCACAUGUAACAAACUGUAUAUUUAUUGCAUUCAAAUAUGCAAGAGAAAUAAAUCAAACAUUGUCAAUUACUGAAACUUGGAAAAAAAGUUUAGCAAUGAAAAAUGAGUUGGAAAAGUUGCGUAAUCAAUUGAAUAGUUUUCCAAAUUUAUUCCGUUGUAUACGUUAUCGAUUGAUAAGUUACACUUUAAAUAAAUUCCAGUCAAGCAUACAAGAUUAUAUUAAUGAGAAAUUGAAUUUGAGUAGUAAAGAAGAAAGAGAUACGUACAAGAUGAAUAUCAACAAAGAUAUAAUGCAGAAGAAUUUUCGAUUAGUUAUUUAUCCUGUUUUAUUAAAAAAAUCUGAGAAACAAAGUCAAUUAAUUUUUUGGCCUCCACCUUCCACUGUAAUAACCAUUUUCAAAUUGACGUUUGAACAAUUAAAAGAUUCACUACAUCUAAACGAAACUAUAUCAGAAAAUGAAUUAACUCAAAUAUACUUUAAUGAGGAGAAAGAAAUUCAAAAUAUCCGUGAAACUAUUGACAGUCAAGUUUAUGCUAACUCUAUAGUUCAAAUGUUUUACAAAAAUUCUGUUUCAUUUAAUUUAAAUUCUUCAAAACAUACAACCAAAAUUCCAUGGAAUAUAAUCAGUUUAACAGGAUUGGAAGAAACAAAUGUAUACAUUCGUGAUAUGGUUCAUAGUUAUCUACCAUCUUAUGCAAAUUUCGAGAAAGGCCUUAUACCUGAACAUCAGUUUCAACAAAAUGAAUCGAUAUUAUCCUGUUUGGAUUUGGAUCAACCUGAUCUUAAUAUUAGAGGUCAUAAUUGCUUCCCUACUAUUGAAAAUGCAUCUCAGAUGGGAUUACGUCCUCUUAUUGAACAACAAUGUAAAGCUAUGAAACUUUAUGACAGCUUAAUGAUCCCAUGGAGUAAGAGAUUUUAUGAGAAAACAAAUAACAUUAUUCUAUCUAUACAAUGGAUUAUUGAUAUGAAUGAAACAAUAAAUGAGUUAGACGUGUUACUACAGAACAAGGAUUUUCACACGGAAUUACAUAGGCAUCAACCUGUAUUUCAAGCAUCAGUUGAAUGGAUUAAUCAUUUGAUAAAUCACAUAAAAUAUGAAAAUGUUUUGUUCGACAAUGAAAAUGACAAAAUGUCCUGCUUCAUUUUAAUCGACUAUAAUCCAUUGUUUAAUUUAUUGUAUAAUGAAAUGGUAGAAAAGUUAAAUAAAUUAUUUUCACUAUUUAUAACAACUAUUCAAAAUUCAUUCAUAUCAAUCAAUAAUCAAUUGGAUGAAUUUAUUCAAAAACAUGCUAACAUUCAAUCGGAUUUUAAUGGAUUCAUACAAGUUGUUAUGUACUUACAUAUUAAUACUAAUUGUUAUGAGCAUUAUGCCCUUGAUCAUGAUAAUUUAUGUCGUCAAGUUGAAUCUUUCUCACCAGACUAUUGGAAUCAUUGUUCAAAACUAUUAAAUAUACCAUUCACUGUAAACUGGAAAAAUUGUACAGUUGAUGAUUUAAUGAAGGAUACUAAGAAUAAUUUAUUGAAACAAAAGUAUAAAUUAGAAGAAACUUGGAAAAUAUUUCAAUACUUACAGUCUAUUCAACAAAUAAAAGCAACAAUUGCUAGUGAAUUCUUAUCAUUAAAUAUUCAAUUUAUUUCAAUGAAUUCACAUUCACAAUUGAUUAAAUCUGUCCAUUCAUCAUUUCUAAAUGAAUAUAUUGAACAAACGAACCAGAAUAUUUCUGAAAGAAGGUCAUUCAAAAAUAAGGAUUGUGCAAAAGAAAUCCGAUAUCCUUGGAUAUUCUUGAAUAUUGAUAAUUUAAUUGGAAAGCUCUAUGAAUUAUCAUGUAAACUCCAAGGUUUACUAGAUUCUGAACAUGUGAACCGAAUCAAAUCAAAUGAAACAACAAAUGAAUAUCUACUUGAAAAUGAUUACUAUUUACUGAAGCAGUUAAAUCAAAUAAAAGAUACAUUAUGCAAUAUCAAGUUAAUACAAAAUUAUUGGCUAUAUUUAUAUCGAUCACAUUCACUCAAUCAAUAUACUGAAGAAUGUGGCUCAAGUCAAUUUAUUGCAUUAACUGAUAAUUAUGCCCAUUUACAAAGUAAUGCUUUAUUAAAUGAUCAAGUGAUCAUUGUCCAAUCUAUUGAAUGUGAAGACAAUGAACUAAUUCAAAUAAAAUGCAUUAAUUUAAAAUUUUUAAUUGAAAUUAUUCAUUGUCAAUCGAAUUUAUGGUUGACAUUAAAAGAUGCUCUUGAUGAAAGUGUUAAUAUGUUCGAUAAAUCACUUGAUGAAAUUACUGAAACAUUUCCACAUUUUUGUUUAUUGUCCAAAUUGGAAAGAAUUGAACUGUUAAGCAAUUGGUGCAUUCCAUAUUGUGAUUAUGCAGCUCCAUUGAAUUGUUCCAUUGAAAAUGACACUGAUCAAGAACACAAUUCAUAUCAGUAUAAUUUAAAUCAUAAUUUAAUUUAUGGCGGAUUAAUCAAUUUGAAUAAAUGGAUAAAACGUUUAUUUCCAUUUCUAAUUGAUUUUGUAAUGAUUACUAAAGUCAUUAAUGAAUUCAAUCAGUUUAUUGAACUAUCAAAUUCACUAAUAUGGAUCCCAUCAAUUUGUCAAUGGUUUACACAAUUUUGUUCACAAUUAAAAUUCGCAUUUUUAAGCAUGACUUUGAAUUCUCUAUUGGAAGUAGAAGAGAAUAAUGAAAAGAUAAAUGGGUUGAUUGCAAAACAACAAAUGAUACCUGCAGUUAUUUUGGAAUUAACAAUACGUAUUUUUAACUGGCGAAAAUUAGAGAAAGUUAUCAGAAUAGAAGAUAAGAAAGAUGAAUUCAAUAAAAUAAUUGAAUACUUUGAAAAAGAACAAUUAAACAAUAUUGUUGAAUUAUUGAAAGCUGUUUCAUUAAAUUCAAUGAAAUCCAAUCAGUUGAAUUCAAGAGUCAAUCAAUUGACAUAUCAAAUUUUGAUUGGAACAAUUUUGGGAUUUAGUUAUUUAGUACAAGAUUUGAAAAAAGCGUCAAAUUUAGAUGAGAAUAAUUUUAUUUGGCAACGAUUAAUUAAAACGCAGCUCAUUAGUUCGAUAUUCAAUAAUAAAGGAAACGAUAACCUGUUAAAUGAAUUAAAUGAAUACAAUGAAAUUCCAACAAUUGGGAUAAAACAAUUUUCAACAAUUCAUCUUUAUAAAUGGGAUAAUCAAAGUUUACUGACCAACAAUAACACAUCAUUUAUACCUUUAUUACCUACUUCACAAGAAUUGAUUAAACUUGGAUCAGCAUUAAAUAGUCAUCAGUUUGGAUUAUUAAUUGGAUCAUUUGGGAUUGGUAAACAGACAAUGAUUCGUCAAUUAGCUUUUCUACUUGGUCGUUGUCUUGUCGAAUUUUCAUCAAACAUAUUCAAUGAUUAUAAUAGUUUAGAUACAUUUGAGAAGAAAUUGAAAAAUGAUAUUCUCAAUUGUGCACGAGUGGGUUGUUUAUUUUCAAUUAUGAAUAUUCAUUUUGUAGAUUAUGCAAAAAAUCUUCAACAAUCCGUUGAAAAUAUCAACAAAAAUGGUCAUAAAUUAAUGAUUUUUCAUCAAAUGAAUCAUUAUUCACACAGUGCUUGUUCAAAACAAUGUUUAUUUAAUCAACAUGUUGCCAUUGACCCCGGUUUUGGAUUAUUAGGCACAUUUGACUCUGGAAAUUAUCAGCAUCUUUCAAAAGGACAAAGACUUUCAUUUCGUAAUAUAACCAUUGGAUGCCCAAAUUAUUCAUUCAUUGUUCAAUGUCUGCUCACAUACUAUUUUCCUGAAUAUCAAAGUCAGUCAGUAAAACUUCGACUAGUCAGUCUGUUCGACAGAUCAUUAACAUAUUUUAUGAAUGAAUCAAUUCCAAAUUACAAACAAACAAAUAUUUACUAUUUAUCAUUAUUAUUUAUAAUAAGAUCAUUUGAAAUUGCUAAGCAGUUUUGGUUGGAAAAAUUUCAUCAUCUUCAAGAAAAGCGUAAACAAACUGCACUGAAAUCAUCGUUGAUAUUAAGAAAAGAAGAGGAUAGAUUAGCUCAGGCUGCAAUUAUAUAUGGAUUGACCAAAGUUUACAGGAUAAAUUUAUCAGCCGAUCAUAUUAAAUAUAAGCCUGAAAACAUUUUAAUUCAAUCCAACUUAAAUUUCAAUUGGUUAUUAGCCAUUGAACAAUAUUUAUCCUUAAACUCAGCCAUACCUUUCGUGCACAAUGAUGAGGAGCAUUUAAAAUGUGAUAAUUAUAUAUGUCCUAAAGUUUCAUGGGAAUUUAUUCAUCGACUAUUGAGAGAAAUUAGUGUAUGUAAUUUAGAAAUAAUCGAUAGUCAGUUAAUAAAGAUAAUUGAAUUAUGGCAAUUAAUUCAUUUAAAUCAUCCUAUUGUAAUUACUGGUCCGGUUGGAUCAGGUAAAAGUACCAUUUUAAAAAUACUAAUUUCUGCAAUCAAUUGGUAUCAUAGUGUAGACAGAAAAAAAUCGAUUAAGUAUUUUUCCUCAUUCUCAAAGUCAACUCAAUCGUCACCAUCCAAAUCAUCAUCGUCAUCGGCAACAACAGCAGCAUCAUUUGAAUUAUCGCCAUCAUCAACACGGACAUUCACAUCACCAUCAUCAUACUCGAAAGAAUUCGAUUCUUUUUCAAUUCAAAACAAGCAGAACAAUGAAAGUCAGUCAAAAAAUGAUGACGAUUUCACAUUAAAAGAGAGUUUGAAAUUUUUCAAUAUCCCAGGUACAUUAAAUUCAUAUCUUAAUAAGUUCGAUCUUAUUUCAACACAUUCCAAUUUAAACCAAUCUAAUGUCUAUGAGAAAAUCAUUUCAUUCAAACACUUAUUUCCUUAUUCAGAUGAACAUUUAAUGAAUUUCUGUCUGAAUGAUAAUAAUGUUAUUGAAUUAGAAGUUGAUAGAUUAAAUAUCAGUGAAGAAUGGUUAUUGUUGGAUUUAAGUGAUCAAUCAAUUGAAUAUUUGACAUUUUUAAAUGAUAUUAACCAACUGAAUUUAUUGAAAGCAGUUAAAACUUCAAAUUUCACAAAGAAAUGGUUCAUCGAAAAAACAACCAUAGAUGAUUUCUCUCCAAGUUUAAUUCAUCAAUUUUCAAUUUUGUCCACUGAAGUUAACAACGUAUUAAAUUGGUUACAUUUAUGGAGAAUUUGGCGUAAAACAUGUUAUUCAUCAUAUAUGAUCAUUCAAACAAUAUGGGAAAAAAUUCUCAAUGAACUAGUUGAUCACAUACCGAAAUUAUUAGAUCAAACUUGGGAGUUGAUGAAUCAAUGGUGUUUUAGAGAUGAAAAUAGUUCUUAUCAUUUAUGGAAUAUGAAAUCUUAUAAGAAUGCAUUUUGUCAACAAACUAUAAGAAAUUGUUUAUCUUUAAUGUCUGAAAUGUUGAAUCAAUAUUUUUUAAAAGAAAUAUGGGAAUUACGCAAAGAUGGCAUAAAACCAUGUAAGUAG